Messenger RNA from Topomyia yanbarensis, 4633 nucleotides. It is a transcript of the gene Csgalnact, whose product is annotated as chondroitin sulfate N-acetylgalactosaminyltransferase 1. Gene Ontology annotation, cellular component: Golgi cisterna membrane. The transcript is spliced from 6 exons. Gene Ontology annotation, molecular function: glucuronosyl-N-acetylgalactosaminyl-proteoglycan 4-beta-N-acetylgalactosaminyltransferase activity. The record is from RefSeq and is a predicted model, not a curated record. Lineage: Eukaryota; Metazoa; Arthropoda; Insecta; Diptera; Culicidae. Bases 1880 to 3784 code for a protein of 634 amino acids.
UUCACCCGUUUCGGUUCGCUCGCCUUCCGGUGGUGGUUCCCCGUUCAGCUACCGAGCAAAAUAGGCUUGCUAUUUCCUCUUUCUCACCGACUUCUACCAGUUCCGGUCGUCGUCGUUGGCUGAGAGAAUGAUGAAUUCCUAAAUAAUGGAAUGGGGGAAAAGUUUCCCACCACCUUCCAACUGCUGGUACAAGUUACCGCACAGCAUCACUCUGAUUGUCACCGGUUUUUUGGUUGCAGGAGGAGAAAAAGUGUGAUGGUAGAAUGUGAUUAAAGCUUCUGCUGACUGUGAAAGUAGGUCUAUGCGGCAGUAGUGUCUCACGGGUUCGGUGCUGGAACAAUCAAUUUUCGGAAACUUGACAAUCUGUUGUUGGCUGCGCUGUGUUUCUAAGUUUAUUCAGCAAACGCUGUGGAUGCUGUUUAUCUCCGGUUUGUUGAGCAGAGCGGGACUACAGUUACAGUUUGGUGGUGGUGGGUGCUUUUGUGUUACGAACGUUGUUUCUUUUGCUUACUCUCGGUGCUUUUAUCGAUGAUGUUCGAGACCAAAACAGAAUUGAUGAAUGGAGAAAAGUGAGUUCUUUCAUCGGAAGGAGAUCCCCGGCUCCCCCGGAAAAUAUUGAUUGCAACAAAGAGAUUCUCGUUCUGUACCGUGCAUAUCAAAACAAGGUGAAACGGUGAACAGUGUACUAUAGUGGUUACAUAUUUUAUUUGGCAGGAUUCCCUAUCGAGACAAACGGAUGUGUCGUUUCGGUGUUUGUGAAAUGAAUACCGGUAGUAAAUCAGAGUCGUUUGGAUUUGGGAAAUGUGCUUUAUUUUUGUUUGUCUAGAAUCAUGUACAUACAGUAAGACAUCGUAAACAAAGAGGAGAUUUAUGAUCGUCUCGUCCGUUCAAUGAUAACAUUGCAGAGCAUACUGCGAUCUAUUCAUCGGUGCUGGUUGGAGCCGUGUUGGAUCCGUGUUCUCUCUAAUCCGGAUAGAUGGAUGUUGUUAAAGUACGCAAUCAAAUUUAAAGCCCAUCCAUAAACCAGUGCAGCAUCAGGUGAAACUCCGACGAAGCCAGCAGGCGGCAAAGGUUAACCGGUACUCACGUAUAUAUUUUUAAUAGUACCAACACCUCCUACAAUCAACACAGCGGCCACGGUGGGUGAAGAGAAAUGACGGUCGUAAUGAACUCAUAAAUAACGGAAGGCUAAUAAGCGGAGGUGGGUUCGGAUUCGGAGCGAAAGAAAAAUAGAAGAAGAAAGUUUUUGUUGUGCUUUGGAAAAGUUUCUGCCCAACCAGCGAACGAACCGGUGAGGGUAAGGUAUUGAACUCCAACCGAGCGUGGGAGAAACGGUACAUGCAGCGUCGCAAUUCGGUGGCAGAGUUAGGAAGUGUGAAAUAGCAGUGUGGUGAGACAAGUAGUGUGAUUAUUUAUGUGACAGGUGUUAGACAUAGAUAAAAAGUUGGAAUUGACGAGGUAUGAUUCGCGAAGCUUGACUCAUUAAUUUGUGGAAAACCUGGUGCACCGUACGUGUCGGAUACAUACACUCUACUCGACUAUGUGCACUGACUGACUCUCGGAAGGGCGUACAAAAGAAGUGAUAGUUUGUCACACAAUACUUUAGGUAUCUUCAUUCGCCCACAAUUUGCACAAGACAAAUAUCGCCCGAUCGAACCACGGAUAGGAACAAAUCUAGUUUAGUGUUUGGGGUGUAAUGCAUCUUUCCUGGUGCACACACCGUCACCAUCUUUUCAAGAAGGAGUGGAACUGAACGAAGCCAAACGUUUCGGAUCCUGUUUUGUUGCUGGCGGUGAACGAGAACUCCAACCCAGCCGACUGAUGCCUCCACCGGCAAUCGACCGAUGAACGUUCCCCGCAUUGCCCCCCACUGGACAGUAUGGUUCGUAUGGCAGGAUCUAAACUGCUAGCAAGACUGCUGCUGUUGAUCUCUUCGGUCACGCUAAUCUCGCUGCUUGCGUUAACCCGUUGCGGUCUAGGCGGCCUAAUCGCCACGGAAAACGGUCUGAUUGGUGGUGUGAACGUGGCGCCAGGCAGCGCGUCAGCAGCCGCAGCUGAAGAUGAAGAUUUUGGCGGUAGUUCUGGCAACAAGGAGUCCGCCGCUGCGUUGUCGAGUCGAAACGAGCAGGAUGAACAACAGAAUGGUUAUCUGCAGAUGCUGCAGCAACGAGAGGAGGAAAACCUCAAGGAGGUGGCAAAGCUAACGGCGGAGAUCAAAGCACUUAAGCUACAGAUCCUAGAGUUGAAAAACGGAGUGCAAGCCGCGGCCGCGGCUGCUGCUCAGCAGGUUCCAUCGGGGGAGCUGAUAAACGCAAGUAAUGCAGCGUUGAAUUCUCCACAAACGCCAACCCUCCACGAUUGCUCGGCCUUUAUUCGACGGCAAGUCGGAUCGGCCGAGAUUCUUCACGGUCUUCCGUUGAACAACGAAUACGAACUGAUUCCGUUCAAUCAUUUCACCUUCAGCCGAGUCUAUCCCAUCGAAUUGGGUCUCGGAAAGCGAGUUGUCGAGAAACCUAUCGGUUACAAGCGUCGCGAUAUUCUAAGUGCGUUAAAUAAAGCGAUCGAGACGCUGAACCGUAACAUUACCGUAAACAUGCUGAAGUACACGCUGGAUGACUUCACGGAGGGAAUCUAUCGGAACGAUCCUACAACCGGAACGCAGUACGAACUGUACUUCCGCACCAAAGUUGGAAGUAGGAUGACUUCCGCUAGCGGUCAGCAUCACGAUCACGGUAACCACGGGACGACCAAGCUGAUCGUGAUGCGUCCAUUCGCCCCGCUGCAAACCAUCCAAAUGGAGGCAUUCCCCAAGCAGCAGGAGAAAGAACUAAUCCAUAUCAUACUGCCUUUGUCGGGAAGGACCUCCACCUUCCAGAGUUUCAUGGACAAGUACGUGAAGAUUGCCCUGAAGCACGACAAACGAGUCCAUUUGACGGUGGUGUACUUCGGCGAGGAGGGCCUUUCGGAGGCUCGAUCCAUUAUGAGCCGGGUGAUCGGAAUGAAAAAUUCCGGGGGGAAUUCGUCCAACUUGAAGCUGCUGGCGUUGAAUGAGACGUUUUCGAGGGCGAAAGCCCUUCGAGUUGGUGCUGAGAAAGUCUGGAGCAGCAAUGUAAAUAAAGAGAAGGACGUGCUGCUUUUCAUGUGUGAUGUAGAUAUAGUGUUUAGUGCGAAGUUCUUAGAUAGAUGUCGCUGGAACACUAAGCCUAAUAAAAAGGUUUACUACCCGGUGGUGUUUAGCCUGUACAACCCGCACGUGGUUUACACGCUGCAGGGCAAGGAUGUUCCUCCGGAGACGGACCAGCUGCUAAUAUCGAAGGAUUCCGGUUUCUGGCGAGACUUCGGUUACGGCAUGACCUGCCAAUAUCGAUCGGACUUUCUCAAGGUGCGUGGUUUCGACGAAGAAAUUAUCGGUUGGGGCGGUGAGGAUGUGAUGCUGUACCGAAAGUACGUCCGAUCGCACAUCAAGGUGAUCCGGGCCACCGAUCCGGGUAUUUUCCACAUCUGGCAUCCGAAGGUUUGCUCGGGUGUGGCCGCCGGUCAGAAGCUUUCGGUUGAUCAGUAUCGAGCCUGCAUUCGUUCGAGGGCAUUGAACGAGGCUUCGCAUGCCCAGCUAGGGUUUUUGGCCUUCCGGGACGAUAUUGUGGCGAACGAGGGCAAGAUGCUGGGGAUUAUGAAACGUGGCAAUUUUAGUGUAACUUUACACAAGACUGGCAGAAGUGGUAAGGCGGAUGGGGAAGACGGGAAAAAAGUUACUACGACAGAUACUAGCAAGAAGAGUACAUGAUCUUUUAUGAUACACCAUCAGGAAAGUAUUUGGAGAAUAGAGUUUUAGGUUAGAAUGUGGUUGGAGCAGUAAAUAAUCGUGGUUGGCAUUCCUGGCGGGUGUACAUAAUCCAAUUAGAAUCAAGUAGGCCGUGUCGGUUAUUCCGACGUGAAACAACGCAGAAGUUGAGGUUAGAUUUUGUAAAAUAAUAAAAUAUUUGUAAAUAACACUGAAUUUACCUAGCAAAACGAAUUUCCCUUUACUAGCCUUGAAAAUUAAGACAUUGAAAUUGGUAGGUCAAACGUUAUAAACGAAAUCAACUAAUUACACCUCCGGAACGAAGUACGGCUCGGUAGCGAAACCAUCAAUCGCUGGACGCCAGUUACCGAGCCGAAGGUGGGUUAUUAAACUAAAAAACAUUUUUCUAUAAUAAUCAGCGUACCGGUUGACACUUGCUUCCCUCGCGCCGUGAUAUGCGCGAGGCCAUCAUCGAGUGAUCUUCCAGCAUCGAGCGCCGCUCUCUGUUUGGCUGACCCUCUGUCUCUUUCUCUCACACACACUCUUUUGGAAACAAUCGUAAAUGGAGCGGUAAAAAGUUGUUAAAUCGUGCAGUUGACCGUAAUUCAGGUGGAUAAUGUAUCUACGUUGAAUUUUGUUUUUUUUUGUUACGAAAUGCGGGCUUAUUUUUAAGUAAUCUGAACCGCCAUUGGUUCCAUUGCCAAAAAAGAACGAUCGUUUGUUAGUCAAUAUUUUUAUUAAACAAGAAGGAAUAGAGUUUAUGUUUUAAACAUGAAAGUUGUAUAUAAGUAGGGAAACUUGGAAUCAUACAGAAAAAAAACGAUUAGUAGAAGUCAAAUAAAAAUUUUCCAA